Trametes versicolor FP-101664 SS1 is the source of this 507-nucleotide messenger RNA. RefSeq lists its product as uncharacterized. The transcript has 9 exons. NCBI's taxonomy places the organism in Eukaryota, Fungi, Basidiomycota, Agaricomycetes, Polyporales, Polyporaceae. The record is from RefSeq and is a predicted model, not a curated record. The coding region runs from base 1 to 507 and encodes 168 amino acids.
AUGUACGCCAAGGCCUUCGUCACUCUCUUGCUCCCCAUCCUCGCGGCCCAUGCCAUGCCUGCCAAGCGCGACGAAUACGAUGACGCUCUGUCGCUGAUCACUGCGGGAGACACGGACCCUACUGCUUCUGCGGAGCUUAACUCCAUCCUGUCUUCGCCUCCCACUGGCACUGCUCUCGCAGCUUUAGAAGCGAGCAUCAUAUUGGACGAGGCCAGCCUCGCGAUCCACCAGCUGCCCUCCGCGAGCGAGAGCCAGUUUACCGCGUACAUCACAACCAUCGCGGGCGCGCCUGUCGUCGAGGUCUCCUCCAUUGGCGGGCCCGCGAUUACGGUCGCCACAAGCACCGCCGGUGCAGCCACGACCUUCUUCGCCGGACACACGGUCUUUGUAGUCCCCGGCCCGGGGAAGAAGAACGGGGCGUCCGAGCUCAAAAUCUCGAGGCCUUUGCUGACGGGUAUGGUUGGGGCCCUUGGAGCAGUCGCUGCUGGAGCGAUGAUGAUUCUCUAA